UAAACUUAUUAAAUAGGUUUGCAUGGGCAAAAGAACGCUCUGAAAAUAGGCUAAAGCGAAUCAAAACUAUUUUCAACGCUUUUGUCCGUUCUCUGUAUCAGAAAUCCAGUCUUCAAGCAUCCCUUCUUUUAGUUUAUCCUUUUUCGAAUAUCUCAAGUAGCCGAGGUGUUCAGUGAGCCUAAUAUUGUUGGCGCGGAUUGGGCGAAAUGGGUAAGCGGAAUAAAUCCAGGGUUAUAGUAGACAGCGAUGAUUCAGAGGGAGAGGAGGAGGUCGGCAGCCCAGAACAAGUGAAGAGACCCAAAGUAGUCACUGAACAGGAAGAAGGCGAAGUCGAGGAAGAGUCGAGCAGUGGUGAAGAGGUGGAAGAGGAAAGCGAAGCGGAAGAAGAAGAGGAGGAGGAGGAAGACGAUGAUGAUGAGGGGUCGAAUGGGGAUGACGAGAUGGAGGCGAACGAGGAUGGCAUGUAUCCGGAUGGACUGGAUGCGAAUCUGAUGGGAGACGAGGAGGACCAGGCCAAGUUGAAGGCCAUGUCUGAGAAGGAGAGGGAACAGGAGUUGUUCAACAGACUGGAGAACAGAGAGAAUCUCAAGACCAGAUUAAAAAUUGAGCGCCAACUGAAGAAAGAUAAGAAGAAGAAAGGAAAGAAGGAGAAAUGGAACACAAAAGCAGCUUCCACAGUAGCAGACGACUCGCCGCCAGGGUCCCCAGGAGUGGAUUUGGAGGACGAGGAACAGACACCCAGGCCCCAGCGGAAAGUGGAGACAAAUGAGAAGUCCAUGAAAAUGAAUGCAAUCCAGAGACUGAAAGACGAAAGAGAGCGCAAGAAACAGAAUGCUGAAGCUCAGCGACAGCAGCGGGAACAGAAAAGCAUCGAGGCUCAAAGGAAACGAGAAGAGGCUCAAGAAAGAGACAGUGACGGGAAACCCACCAAGCUCAGGCCCAGUGACAUUUACUCUUCAGACGACGAUGAUGAUGAUGACGAAGACGAUAAAUCAGAAAUUAAAUUCAGACCAAGGAAGAGGUCUUCGAGCAGUAGUAGCUCUGGCUCCAGUCUGGGAAACGGGUCUGGGGAUAGUUCUUCCGAUUCAGACAGUGACGGAAAGGGAUCGGACAACGAGGAUACCAGAACUCAAUCGAAACCGAUCGAAACGAAAGACGAUUUGGUGAGAAUCCGUCUGUCCCGUCACAAACUUGCCCGCUGGUGCCACGCACCCUUCUUCGAGGAGGCUGUGAAAGGGGCGUUCGUGCGGGUGAACCUGGGCCAGGGUCCUCAGGGGCUGCCGGUUUACAGGAUAGCAGAGAUUGUGUCAGUGGUGGAGACGGGGAAAGUGUACCAAACAGAGGGAACUACGACCAACAAAGGACUCAAAUUAAAAUAUUGCAAAGCAGAGCGUAUGUAUCGACUGGAGUUCAUCUCGAACCAGCCGAUCUCAGACACGGAGUUCACCAAGUGGUACUCGGACAUGCAGGCCAACAACCAGCCCCUGCCCCAGAUAGACGAUGUGCUGAAGAAGCAGAGACAGCUGCUGAGUUAUGCCAACCACAGCUACACUGAACAGGACGUAGAUGCAAUUGUACAGGAGAAGAGCAGGUUCCGCAACAACCCCCGCAACUACGCGAUGAAGAAGACGGGUCUGAUGAAGGACAAGUUGGAGGCGGAGGUGGAGGGGGACAUCGAGAGGCUGAGCAAAGUGCAGAACGACCUGAACGAACUGGAGGAGAGAGCGGAGAUGCUGGACAAGCAGAGGACCAAGAACAUCAGUGCCGUCACAUACAUCAACAAUCGGAACAAGAUGCACAAUUUGAAGCAGGCGGAAAUUGCGAUGCAGAAUGAGUUCCGAGAGAUGCGCAGCAAAGCCGAAGAUCCCUUCACCCGCAGGAAGUCCCGACCCACUCUCGUCACAAAGGCCCGAGAGGGAGUGAUCGACCAGAACCUGUUGUUACAACUGCGGGAGAAAUCCAUGCAGCACCUGAAGACCUCCGCCAAACCCACAGACCCUUCGGAGGAGAACCAGUCAAACGGAGCAUCCAAUUCCAAGAACCCCUCCGACAAAAACAACGAGAAUAAUAACGACUCUAACAGUGCCUCUUCGAUGGACGUGACAGAUGGAGAUGGAAAUCAGUCUCUGCGGAAGAGAGAAGAUCUUUUUUCAGUUCACAAUUUCGACAUCAAUAUUGACGUGUUCAGCUCAAACGCACCCUCUGCGAAAGGCAAUUAUUCGAAAGCAGUGAAACAAGACUGGCCGCUUGGAAUGGACGGUGCCGCUCCAGCUAUUGUGCCGAGAAGAUCCCUCAAUUUAGAGCAAUAUAAACGAGAGAAGGGUCUCAUCUAGCAAAUAGUUACACCCCUCUCCCCUUCCCCCAUCCCUCAGCGACUUCACACAAAGAUCUUUUAUUUAUACACUGCGACGGGUAAUUUAACCCCGAACAUCUAACCACAUUUUCAAAGAGUCUUCUUAUGGUGCUGCGGAGACUCGUCUGUUUAUAUUAAUGCAUCCUUAUUGUCUGUGAAUAUGAAUAGUAUCGCAUCAGUUGAUUUACGUUGACCUGAUUUCAUAAUCUAAUUUGCAAAACAU
Molecule: messenger RNA, 2576 nt
Organism: Symsagittifera roscoffensis
Lineage: Eukaryota; Metazoa; Xenacoelomorpha; Acoela; Convolutidae
Product: RNA polymerase-associated protein RTF1 homolog
Exons: 12
Coding region: 207-2333 (708 amino acids)
Cellular component (GO): Cdc73/Paf1 complex
Molecular function (GO): RNA polymerase II C-terminal domain phosphoserine binding; DNA binding
Source: RefSeq, a predicted model, not a curated record